Molecule: messenger RNA, 537 nt
Organism: Patiria miniata (bat star)
Lineage: Eukaryota; Metazoa; Echinodermata; Asteroidea; Valvatida; Asterinidae
Product: UDP-D-xylose:L-fucose alpha-1,3-D-xylosyltransferase 1-like
Exons: 2
Coding region: 1-537 (178 amino acids)
Cellular component (GO): Golgi apparatus
Molecular function (GO): glycosyltransferase activity
Source: RefSeq, a predicted model, not a curated record
AUGGCAGUUUUCACGUCAGCAAAGUCGUCAACAAGCAAUAACCGAGCAGCUGUCGAGAAGGCACGCAGCAUGGUGCUUACCACUACCAACGCGGGCUUCUUAAGCAUGACCUUAAACAUGCUGGAAAGCAUCAGGAGAUUCAAAACUGCAUCUUUUCCCAACGUGACCGUUAUCACCGAAGAUCAGCAAUCUUAUGACUACUUGGCCAAGAAGACGGAAAUCUACCCAUUCCUGAUUGUCCAGAAGACUAAUGGGGAACUGACUACCUCCCAAAGACUUUUGGUGGGCAGGAGCAAUUACAAUCAAUUCGUCCGAAGACGUCCGCGUUAUAUUUUACAGUUUCUCGAGUCGGGCUUUGAGGUGCUCUUUGCCGAUGCCGAUACCUUUUGGGUUAGAGAUCCCUUCAAAGAUUUCGAGGGUGACUUUGAUAUUGCCGCACAUAACGAGGUCGAUCCUCCAAGGAAACCCGUAUUUUGCGACGGUUUUACUUACUAUCGUCCAACAGAAAACACAUUUCGUCUGAUACAGAUUAGUUAA